This is a messenger RNA of Penicillium cosmopolitanum, 801 nucleotides long. RefSeq lists its product as uncharacterized. The coding region runs from base 1 to 801 and encodes 266 amino acids. The transcript is spliced from 3 exons. Lineage: Eukaryota; Fungi; Ascomycota; Eurotiomycetes; Eurotiales; Aspergillaceae. The record is from RefSeq and is a predicted model, not a curated record.
AUGGAGCGCAAAGAACACGAGCCGUUGCGUGAUCAUGGCGUAGAUAAUUGUGUUCAGAUGAGGUGGGCGGGCGAAAAGAGUAGCUCGGAUCCUACUGGGUUGAUCCAGCGGAGCAUGCUUUCAGGUGGUGGAAUCGUAUAUGUUGCCUUGUACUACCGGCUGGGCGCAUUUGGCUGGCUUGGUGGUGACAGUAUCACAUCCAAUGGCACUGCCAAUGCAGCACUACACGAUCAGCUCUUCGCCCUUGACUGGGCCAUCGUGCAGAGCCCCGGCUGGGUACCAGUCAUCAGCGAGGAGCAGCAAGAGAGUACGCUUCAGCAGUUCCUAGGGAUCUUGAACGUCAGCACGAUCGAAGAAGCCCACAAGCUACCGUCAGCUAGGUUGAUUGCCGCCAAUGCUUACCAAGUAUCAACCAAACCCGAGUGGGGACAGUUCACAUACGGCCCUACUGUAGACGGGACAUUUGUUCCUGCUUUGCCAGGCCAGCUCUUGCUCGGCGGUGACUUCGACCACAAUCUCAACAUCAUGGUUGGUCACAACGCCGAUGAAGGACUCAUAUUUACCUCCCCGGAUAGCCUGAACGGUAGCAGCCUGAUAUCUCAGUUUGCGAGACUAUCGCCGAACACCCCGAAGAAUGUAUCAGAAUUCAUCACGGACGUUCUCUACCCAGCGGUGUAUAACGGCUCCUACGGGUAUACCGACUCGGUGCAGCGCACCGCACUGGCUAUCUCGGAUCUCAUCUUCCAAUGUAACACCGACUACAUCAACCCGGGCGUUCUUCAAUCAGACGUAUUCGUAUGA